This is a messenger RNA of Dictyostelium purpureum, 501 nucleotides long. RefSeq lists its product as uncharacterized. Gene Ontology annotation, molecular function: tripeptidyl-peptidase activity; endopeptidase activity. The transcript has 4 exons. The record is from RefSeq and is a predicted model, not a curated record. Lineage: Eukaryota; Evosea; Eumycetozoa; Dictyosteliales; Dictyosteliaceae. The coding region runs from base 1 to 501 and encodes 166 amino acids. Gene Ontology annotation, biological process: proteolysis.
AUGUCAACAAAUUUACAACAACAACCACAUAGAAUUCCAGAUAAAAUUCCACAUUUUGCAAAAUAUACACAAGAUGUAGGUUUAGCUGAUCCAUCAAGUGAAAUUAAUUUUUCAUUAGUUUUAAAAAUUAGAAAUGCAGAUUGGAUAGAACAUCAAUUAAAAGAUGUAUCAGACCCAAAGAGCAAAAACUAUGGUAAACAUUUAGGUCAAGACGAAAUCGAAAGUAUGACUAGACCAACCCAACAACAUUUUGAUAAGGUCACCAAUUUCCUUCAAUCACAAGGUAUUCAAUCAACUAGAGAUGGUGAUAAUUUAAAAGUAAAAACUACAGUUGAUAAAGUUCAAAAACUUUUCAGUACCCAAAUUCAUAAAUUUGCCCAACCAUCUGGUAAUAAAGAUGACACAAUCUUCAAAGGAGAAGGAGGUUUUAAAAUUCCAACAGAUAUUUCUGAUUGCGGAGAUUUAGUUGGCUAUGUCCCAGCACAAACAAGAAAAAUAUGA